AGCUCAUUUCAUUUGCUCAGCACAAACAUAUUACUUUACAAUUAAAUGAGCAAAAUAGUUCAGACAAGGUGAGUGAAUGUCAAGGCUGAAGUAUAGGGGUGGUUUGUAAUUGUAUUAGAAGAGAUAACUGUGCACAGUAACAUUUCCUUUUUGUUAGAUCUGGUGUUAGCAACAAAAGAAUGGACACUUUAAGGUGAGCAGGGCUGAGGAAAAGGAAACAGGAUGAGGACUGAGGAAGGGCUGUGACACCGGGGGCAGAAGAGAGCAAAAGGGAAAAGUACGAUUGGUUGCAGAAAAUUUAAAGAAUGCUUGGGGAAAGAUCAAUGGUGAAUGGGGAAAAGAAAACAGGAGGCAGUGGAAGUAAUAAGGGCAAUGCAGAUGUGGGGGGUGAAAGUAAGAUGGCUGAAAAAUAGAGAAAGUAUUGAGGAAACGAAAUGGUGGAAAGAAGUAAGAAAGGAAGGAAGGAAGGGGAAGACUGAGGGUGAAAAUAGUUAAUAUAUUAAACAGAGAAUGAUAAAAAAUACCAGACAUUAACUCAGAAAUAAAAGUUAGCCCCCCAAAAAGAACAGGCACUCAUGUAAAAGAAGUCUUUUUUCCAGGAUGAGAACUAAAGAAAUUCAGCUCCCUCAUCAGGCUUUAGCACAAUUUAAAUUACAUAAAAGGGGGAGCUAAAACUCCACUUCAUUGAAUGUAAAAGUAGUGUCAAAACAUCGAAAAUGAAUAUUUCUUUUCUCUGUUUGAUGAUACAUUUUCUGUAAAGAGUAGUCACUCUCAUGGAUCUAGGGUCAUAAAGAACACUGUAAAGACCAACUGCUAGUCCCAUGAUCAUUCCUUGUACUGUUUCAAAUAAAGUUUUAGAAAUAAGAAGCUAAAAAGCAGAAGAGAUUUAAGGCCCCUUGAACUUGCUCUACCAUUCACUACCUUGCACAUAAGCACCAUUCACAUUAACUUAGAAUGAUAUAAAAAGAAAGAUAACUUAAAGAAAGUCCAACUUUGCUUUUUUGCUGCUCCAGCACACCACUGCCAGAUUCCUACUCUAGGCUUCCCAGCUCAAGCUAUGCUGCUGAGAGUGUCCAGUUCCCAGACCACACCAUGGGGCCUACUCCAUUCCGAAGGGAGAAACCCACUCCAGGCUUCACAGGUCAACCAACCGUCUCUGCAGCUAUGCUGCUUCUGAAAACACAACUGCCGCUCGAGCCCAUUGAAGCCACCUCCUGCUGAAGAGCUCUCUUUAUCAAAAGCACGUCCCCUUACUGGAUUUGAGGGGGGAGGUCGCAGAAUGAAACUGUACAUCUGCCUCCUAUCGUACGAACUGAUGCUCCUCUGGACUGCACUUUUCAUUCUGGGCUCUGAGUCAGCAGAUGGAAGAUAUGCUCAAAUGCUGUUUAAGAGUUUAUUUGAAGAUUAUACUGAUGCUCUCAGGCCUGUGGAAGAUACAGAUCUAGCCCUGAACGUCACUCUGAAAAUCACCCUUUCUCAAAUUAAAGAUAUGGAUGAAAGGAACCAAAUCUUGACAGCUUACCUUUGGAUCCGACAAAUCUGGUUUGAUGCUUUCCUCAAGUGGGACCGCGACAAAUAUGAUGGGCUUGAUGCUAUCCGAAUACCCAGUAGCUUUGUGUGGAGACCUGAUAUUGUUCUAUAUAACAAAGCUGAUGAUGAGUCUACAGGAUCCAUGGAGACUAACGUGGUGUUAAGAUAUGAUGGGCAGAUUACGUGGGAUUCUCCAGCGAUUACAAAGAGUUCCUGUGUAGUGGACGUGGCCUACUUUCCAUUCGAUGAUCAAAGGUGCAACCUUACAUUUGGCUCUUGGACCUACAAUGGAAAUCAGGUUGACAUCAUUAAUGGACUUGACAGUGGAGAUCUAACUGAUUUUGUGGAGAAUGUGGAAUGGGAAGUCCAUGGAAUGCCAGCAACAAAAAAUAUAAUAACAUAUGGGUGUUGUUCAGAUCCUUACCCAGAUAUCACCUACACAGUAAUCCUCAAAAGAAGGUCUUCAUUUUACAUUUUUAACUUAUUGAUCCCAUGUGUAAUGAUCUCAUUCCUGGCACCAUUAGGAUUUUAUCUACCAGCUGAUUCUGGAGAGAAGGUGUCUCUUGGUGUGACUGUGCUCCUGGCACUGACUGUGUUUCAGCUGAUGGUUGCAGAAAGCAUGCCUCCAUCUGAAAGUGUUCCACUGAUUGGUAAAUACUACAUAGCAACAAUGACAAUGAUCACUGCCUCCACUGCACUAACGAUUUUCAUCAUGAAUAUUCAUCACUGUGGGCCAGAAGCCAAACCUGUUCCAAAAUGGGCAAAAGUGAUUAUAUUACAGUACAUGUCAAAGAUCUUUUUUGUGUAUGACAUUGGUGAAACCUGCACAAUGGUGCAAAAGAGAAAUGGAAAGAAUCACUAUCCACGACAGAUGGAUCAUUCCAAAACAAACGGAGAAUUUGGAAACGAUGAUGAUUUAACACUAAGUGCACACCUUUCUAAAAUAUGCCCCAACACCAUGCUGAAGGAUGAAGCUACUCUGUCUGCGAUACCAAUGCAUCGGUGCCCUGUAUGCAACCAGAAAGUACCGAAUGGACAUUUUGAUAAAAGUAUACGUGAUGGUUGUGAGAGUGAAGAAGGUCUAAACAUGCCCUCUUGUUUCCGUCAUUUACAUUGUGGUAGGGUGGCAAAAAAUAUUGAAUUUAUAGCCAAUUGUUUUAGAGAGCAAAAAGCAACCAAUGCUAAAUCUGCUGAGUGGAAGAAAGUGGCAAAAGUAAUGGAUCGCUUUUUUAUGUGGAUUUUCUUUGUCAUGGUGUUUUUUAUGAGCAUUUUAAUUGUAGGAAAGGCAACGUAACUUUAUUUUCACAUCUUGUAUAAUUUUAAUUGUUUAAUCAUAAUUACUAGUCUGGCAUCUUUUAUACCUUGGUAGUAGCAAAGUUUAGUAGUGGAUACCAUUUUAAUUCUCAACUUGUUUAGUCAAGUUUUACUUUAGUUUUGUGAACCUGAAUGUAGAAUCCAUCUGCUCUCUACAAACAAUUUAAUUCAAUAGGUCUUUUGGUCCUUUAGAUGUUAAAUCUUGUUUUCAUAAUGCAGGACUAAAUUAUUUAGUUAGUUGAAACUUUGUAGGAGGUGUAGAAAAUAGCAGUUUUCUUUGUGAAUUCUCAAACCUGCGAUUCCAGGAAACAUCUGCUGAAGCCGUUACAUUUGCUAAACUAACGUUUUUUUUGCAGGUCUGUUCACUACUGUGUAUCUUAUGCAGGUAUUGCUGCAUAACUACUUCUAUAAAUGCAUUUGGAUUUGUCAUUUGGGUCUAUUAAGUGAAGUAAUGGUUGACCGGCCCAAGUAACAAUGAUCUUCUUUCCUUUGAUCAGACCUUCUUAUUCCAAAAUCAACCUUGAAGACAAGUACAACCAAAGUUCUCUUCUUCACCAUUCAUCAUUUCCUUCACUACUUCACAUUCACCCUAUCUCAAAGAUAAACUCCUUGGUCUUUAUCCAAAUUGAGCCCAUUGUUUAGUUGCCUCUACAUUGUUUUCUGCUGCCCCUUGAUAUCUAGCCUUCUAAUCCCUCCGCUUCCAUCCUACACUCAUCAACCAUAAAAAUUCUCAUCUUCUUCAAGAGAUCCAUCAUUUGUUACUUUUGACUUUCUUACUAACAUUGUGACCCUUUUGGAUUUUGAGAACAAAUGUACUUGCCAGCCUCUCUUUAAAAGUGUCAACCAUCUUCUGUGGCCACCCACCCCUAACACACUUCCUCCACCUCAACCCCUCCAUCUGGCCUUUAAACUGCACCCAACUUGUUCAUUGAGAACUGUUGAUGUGACAUCAAUCACCUUAAUUUCUCUGCACUUCUCAUCAUUUGGAAUCUGUCUCCAGCUGAACUGACUGCACUCCGUGCUGUCAUGUCCAAUCCUGACUUAUCAUCAAGCCUGUUGACAAGGGCAGUGCUGUUGUUGUCUGGCAUGUUGAACUCUACAUUGCUCUUUUUUGGUACAAUGUUAGUGUCCCAAACUUUGAGGCAAGAAAUCUGGAUUCAAGUUUCACGUGCUGCAGAGGUGUGCAAUAACAUCUCUGAACAGGUUGAUAACAAACUUUAAAAAAUGAUCUGAACUCCCAGACAAUCUGUUUACCCUGUUCUUAUUCAUUGCAUGUCUUCCUUUUAUUUUUAUCUUUUCACUUGCCCACUCAGUUCUCUAUGUUCAGUCUAGUUUGUAUUAGGAGCUUAACAUUUUCCAUGUGCACCUUUUUAGAGAUACAUACCUUAUGGAGACUGAGCACCAGCUCUCAGAUAUUUCUUCAUUUCUCUCUCUGGGCCAUUGUGUCCAUGACUGUCAGCAACUUUAUCUCAUCUGGGGAUCUCCCCAUGACAGCCUCCUAGUUCAGAGUUUCCCAACCCCAGACAGUCUACUUCUACCUUCUUCCCAAAAUCU
Chiloscyllium plagiosum (whitespotted bambooshark) is the source of this 4398-nucleotide messenger RNA. The record is from RefSeq and is a predicted model, not a curated record. Lineage: Eukaryota; Metazoa; Chordata; Chondrichthyes; Orectolobiformes; Hemiscylliidae.